This is a messenger RNA of Yamadazyma jaroonii, 1596 nucleotides long. Lineage: Eukaryota; Fungi; Ascomycota; Pichiomycetes; Serinales; Debaryomycetaceae. The record is from the annotation of a GenBank genome assembly.
AUGGUUCUUUAUGGUUUAAAUCAAUUGAUCUUGAAAAUUGGGAUAAAAUUCCCUGCCUCGGUCUUAGGAAUGUUAAUCAAUAUCAUUUGGCUUUGUAUUCUUAGUUCUUUAUCAAAAUACAAAUGGGCAGAGAAGCUACUCCAUGGGUACUUGAAGCUAGUACAACCAUCGAUGAAUUUUAGUUUGAAAUGGAUAAAUGUAUUUUUUUUACCUUCGUUUAUCAUUUUACCACUCAGUCAACAUAUAACCUUUAUAGAGGUUUUGAAGAUAGCUGCUGUAUUUAUUAUUGGUUGGUGGGCUCUUAUGGUGUUAGAUGUUUAUUUGAUCUUGUUGUUAAGGAUUUUAUUCAAUAGAAAGAGAAAGAGUCACCCCAAGAAGGAAGAUACUGAGGAACCUGAAUCUUUCAAUCUUUUCACUUCCAUGAGAGAUAUUACCACAAUUGAGCUUAGACAGGUCAAGACUGAGCCUAAACUUAGAGUUUCCUUAACUAUAGAUGAGAACCCUUUUGUUGCCAAGCCUGAACAAUCUUAUAUGAAAUCACCAUCAGCUCCUGCUUCCUUAUUUGAUCAUAAUGGUUAUGAUGAAGAUAUUGACAGUGGUGACUCCGAUUCCAUUGCUUUUCAACAUCAACAGCCCAAUAAGUUGCCUAAAGAAGAUGAAAAAGUAGUCAUAUUUAUCACCAAUUAUAUCGAUUGGAUUUUAUGGUCUUUAUUAUUUGUCGUGUCGUUACCAUUGUAUUACAUACCAUCUUAUCAUUUACUUUUACCUUUCCAUUUAAGUAUUUCAGUAUUAUCAUUCUAUGUGGCAUUGAGCAUACCUUUAAAAUGGCCAGCGACCAAAAGGUUUGCCCAUCCAUUAUUGAUUUCAACAUUUUUGAUCCUUUUGAUUUGUUGGAUAUCCUCAUUGAUCUAUCUGCAUCAACCAAAAGGGUUUUUAGAUGAUUUAAAAUAUUACAAGACAGGGAAAAAUUAUCUUAAUCUUUUCAAUGGAAAACCAAUGUUGAACAAUGGAGAAGUAUUGAAAGGAGAAGCCAUUACCAGAUACCCAUUUUGGCCAGGAUGUGGAGAUAUUUUCUCAUCCUUGAUGGAUGUAUCGAUUAUAUCCUUAAGUUUACCGAUGUUUACCCAUAGAAAAGAUUUUGUUAAGAAUUUCUGGAUCUUGAUUCCUAUUUUAGUUUCAAUGGUUUUAACAUUUUUCUUGUACCCUAUAGUGUGUCAUGCCAUCGGUAUUCAAUCUCAAAGAUCAAUUGGUUUCAUAGGUAGAAGUGUAACCUUAGCUAUGGGUAUGCCUUUAAUUGAAGCUCUUAAUGGUUCUACAUCAUUAAUGGCCGUCUGUACUAUUUUAUCAGGUAUAUGUGGAGUACUUAUUGGCGAUUACGUUUAUUUAUUAUUGAAAAUUCCUAAGGAUGAUUUUGUUACUAGAGGGGUUAGCUUGGGUAUCAAUUGUGGAGCUAUAGCUACUGCUCAUUUAUUGACCACUGAUCCUCGUGCAGCUUCUAUGAGUUCCUUGAGUUUUACUAUAUUUGCUACUGUUAUGAUUAUUUUUGCAAGUAUUGGUCUGAUCAGGGAUCUAGUAAAUACAUUGGUUGGAUUGUAA